This is a messenger RNA of Filobasidium floriforme, 1038 nucleotides long. RefSeq lists its product as uncharacterized. Gene Ontology annotation, molecular function: NAD binding; hydroxypyruvate reductase [NAD(P)H] activity; glyoxylate reductase (NADPH) activity. NCBI's taxonomy places the organism in Eukaryota, Fungi, Basidiomycota, Tremellomycetes, Filobasidiales, Filobasidiaceae. Gene Ontology annotation, cellular component: cytosol. The transcript is spliced from 9 exons. The coding region runs from base 1 to 1038 and encodes 345 amino acids. The record is from RefSeq and is a predicted model, not a curated record.
AUGUCAAGAGCAAAGAUCGUCGUCUGUCGGGAUAUGGGCGAGAAGGCUAUGGGUCUGUUGACCGCAUCGGAUCACGAGGUCGUUGUGUUCCCUGGAUCGCCAGACCCACCGCCACGGAGCUGGGUCUUGGAGAAUAUCAAGGGAGCUGCUGGAAUCUGCGUGAUGAUGGCGGACAAGGCAAAUCAAGAGUUACUGGAUGCUGCUGGACCCUCCCUCAAGGUUGUCUCCACCUUCAGCGUCGGUCACGACCACAUCGACGUCAAUGCUCUUCAAGCACGUGAUGUCCGACUAGGGUAUACUCCCGAUGUUCUGAACGACGCUGUGGCGGAUCUGACGGUCAUGCUAGCCUUGAUGGCUAUGCGUCGAGCGAAAGAAGGGAUGGAUAUCGUCCAUAAAAGCCAGUGGCCUCAGACGCACUGGUCGCCGUUCCUUUUGACCGGUCCUUCCUUCUCCCGGCCCAAACUCACUCUCGGUUUCCUAGGUUUCGGCAGGAUCUCUCAUUCGGUUCUCAGCCGGUUCCUGUCAUUCACCCUGCCUGCAUCUCACCCGGACGCCCCGAAGGUCAUCUACACCUCGUCUCACCGGAGACCUGAACAAGAUUCGAUAGACGCCGAGUAUACAAAGCGGUUCGGGGUAGAGGUCAAAUGGGUGGAGAAGGAGGAGUUGGCACGGGAGAGCGAUGUGCUUAUCGUUCUCUGCAACCUGAACGAGUCGACUAAGGGGAUCGUAGGGAAGGAAUUUUUAAGUAAUAUGAAGGAGACGGCGGUGCUGGUCAAUACUGCUAGGGGCGCCGUGGUCGACUCGCACGCCCUCGCAGAAGCACUUGACCAGGGCAAACUAUUCGCCGCGGGAGUGGAUGUCGUGGACGGAGAACCUAACGUCAAGGCGGAUCACCCGUUAGUAAAACAACCUCGGUGUGUCGUGCUCCCACAUGUUGGGAGCGCGACGUGGGAUUCGAGAGAAGGGAUGGCUUUGCUCUGCGCAAAGAAUGUCUUAGCCGGAGUUCAGGGCGAAGAACUGCCGGCCGAACUGAAAUGA